GUUGGCUCCCUGUUUCCGGGUGGAACGAUUUGCUGGUGCACCGUGUAUGAUGGCGGCGGAAGCCGGUGGAGGGGAGCCGCUGGUCCGCUUUGUGAAACUGAGCGGCAGAGCUGCAGGCUCUAAGAAGAAGGUACGCUGGUUUCCCGUUAGGCGACUCUUCACUCAGUCCUGUCCCAGCAUCAGGAUCCCUAGCAGGUUUUUAAGAGAAGGACGGAGGUCACCCCCUGCAAGAAGUGGGCACCGAUGUGUGGCAGAUAAUACUAAUUUAUAUGUGUUUGGUGGGUAUAAUCCAGACUAUGAUGAAUCAGGUGGGCCAGAAAAUGAAGACUACCCUCUUUUUAGAGAGCUUUGGCGAUACCAUUUUGCAACAGGAACAUGGCAUCAAAUGGGUACAGAUGGCUAUAUGCCGCGAGAACUUGCAUCCAUGUCAUUGGUUUUACAUGGCUACAACCUCCUGGUGUUUGGAGGCACAGGCAUCCCAUUCGGCGAGAGCAAUGGUAAUGAUGUUCAUGUCUGUAAUGUGAAGUAUAAGAGAUGGGAAAAACUUAACUGUGAAGGAAAGAAACCCAACCGCAUUUAUGGACAGGCAAUGGCCAUUAUUAAUGGUUUUCUAUAUGUAUUUGGAGGAACAACUGGUUAUAUCUACAGUACAGAUCUACACAGGCUAGAACUCUCCACCAGAGAAUGGGUUCAGCUUAAACCAAACAACCCACCGUGUGACCUGCCGGAAGAAAGGUAUAGACAUGAAAUUGCCCAUGAUGGUCAAAGGAUCUAUGUACUAGGUGGUGGAACAUCUUGGACUGCAUAUUCCUUAGAUAAGAUCCAUGCUUAUAAUUUUGAAACAAAUACCUGGGAGGAAAUUCCUACCAAACCACAUGAAAAUCUAGGUUUUCCAGCUGCCAGAAGAUGUCAUAGUUGUGUCCAAAUAAAACAUGAAGUGUUUAUAUGCGGUGGCUACAAUGGAGAGGUAAUCUUGGGGGAUCUGUGGAAGCUAAACUUGCUGACAUUUCAGUGGACAAAGCUUCCCGCUCUGAUGCCUGAACCAGCAUACUUCCACUGUGCAGCAGUUACCCCGGCUGGCUGUAUGUAUAUCCAUGGAGGUGUAGUUAAUAUCCAACAAAACAAGAGGACUGGAUCCUUGUUUAAAAUCUGGCUUGUAGUCCCCAGCCUCUUAGAACUGUGUUGGGAGAACUUGCUGAAAUAUUUCCCCCAGCUUGCUCACCUUCCCACCAGCCAGCUUCUACAGCUCGGACUCUCACAGGGGCUUAUUGAGAGGUUAAAAUAAAGAAGCCACAUGCUCCUCGGUUUUGCCUUUUGGAGUUCUGGGAUGAAUUAGGGGCUCUCCCUGGAUGCCCGCUGCUAACAAGAUCUGGAUGCCUGGACCUUACUCAGUAUCUGUGGCCUUCGAUCCGUUUGACAUUUUAACUAGACCAGCGUAUAAAUCAGUCAUUGUUUUCAUCUUUACCGGCCAUCAUGACUUUUUCAAAGAGAACUUCUAGAUUCUUCAUACUUCAACGUGUACUUUUUAAAUAUUUAACUUAUUUUUUUCCUUUUGUUUUACAUGGAUGCUACUCUUAAUAUCUUGCUUUGGCCUUGUACUUUGUAAACAACAUACUCUUAUUAGUGUCACUGUGGCUGCAUAACAUAAGGACCAUGCAUCAUGGCUGC
Nanorana parkeri is the source of this 1668-nucleotide messenger RNA. RefSeq names its product kelch domain containing 10 (gene KLHDC10). Gene Ontology annotation, molecular function: protein binding. The record is from RefSeq and is a predicted model, not a curated record. The transcript has 10 exons. Gene Ontology annotation, biological process: positive regulation of stress-activated MAPK cascade. Lineage: Eukaryota; Metazoa; Chordata; Amphibia; Anura; Dicroglossidae. Bases 47 to 1285 code for a protein of 412 amino acids.